This is a messenger RNA of Prosopis cineraria, 3713 nucleotides long. RefSeq names its product anaphase-promoting complex subunit 2. The record is from RefSeq and is a predicted model, not a curated record. NCBI's taxonomy places the organism in Eukaryota, Viridiplantae, Streptophyta, Magnoliopsida, Fabales, Fabaceae. The transcript has 18 exons. Gene Ontology annotation, biological process: ubiquitin-dependent protein catabolic process. Bases 163 to 2835 code for a protein of 890 amino acids. Gene Ontology annotation, molecular function: ubiquitin protein ligase binding. Gene Ontology annotation, cellular component: anaphase-promoting complex.
AAAAAGAAAAAAAGAGGGAAAAUCCAUUCGCGCUUGCUCUAGCUGCUUUCUACUCAUUCUUCAGUCACUCUAGUACGCCCUUUCCCUUCUCCUUCUCCUUCUCCUUCCUGCCUGCGUUGGACGCAAAUUUCAAAAGAUUGAGACAUCGUUUCUCUCUUCUCGAUGGCCACCGAGGAAUCGACCUCUCAUUUCUGGAAUCUAGGGGUUUUGGAUGCUGUAACGGCUGAUUCCUUACAAGAGAUCGUAGAUUGCUACAACGGGUUCUGUGUCGUCGUGCAAACUCUUCUCACUGGUGCCGGUGACCUCUCUGUUGGCUCCGAGUUUGUUGCUCUCGUUCAUGGCCUCAUCAAACGUGGAUUAGAAUCGCUGGUUCGGGAUCACUUUCUUCAAGUGCUUGAGGAAACAUUUGAGAGAAAUGGAGCAUCGAAAUUUUGGAGACAUUUUGAUGGUUACAGUAAUUUUGUGGAUUUGAAGAAGAAUAAUGAACUUGAUAUUAAUGAGGACGAGAUUCAGCAAGAUUUGUGUAACGCUUUGGAAGAAAUCUCUUUGGAGAAGCAGUAUCAGGAGAAGUGCUUAUUAAUGUUGGUGCAUGCUUUACAAGCUUAUAAGGAUAGGAUAUCAGGGGAACUACAUGAUUUUGAAGCAGAAAGAGAUUAUUUUGUCUCAAAAUAUCAAUUUAUUGUCUCCUCUGUUCUUAUGGCUUCACUUCCUCGUCAUUUUCCUGUGAUACUUCACUGGUAUUUUAAAAGAAGACUAGAGGAGUUAAGUACAAUCAUGGAUGAAGAGUGUAAUGAUGAUGCAUCUCAGAGUAAGGAUGACAUGGAUUUAGAUGAAAAAGGCAAAGUCUGUACUAAGGUUGGUGCAAUGGAUGUUGAUGAUUGUUACAAGCACAGUAGGUUCUUGGAAAACAGUAGAUUGGUGAAGAACACUGGGAAGGUUGUUCUUGAUCUUAGAAGUCUUGGAUUUACUUCUAUGGCUGAAGAUGCUUAUGCUUCAGCUAUCUUCUUACUACUAAAAGCAAAAGUACAUGAUUUUGCUGGUGAUGAUUUUAGGAGUUCUGUUUUGCAAUCAAUUAAAAGUUGGAUCCAGACUGUUCCUCUGCAGUUUCUGCAUGCCCUUCUUGUCUAUCUUGGUGAUUCUAUUAGUUACGAGAGUACUUCUUCAGGUGUUAAAUCACCUUUAGCACCACAGCCAGCUUCAUUCUGUCCUGGGAUUGAUGCUCCAUCUGAAGGGCUUGUUAGAUGGAAGUUAAGGCUGGAAUAUUUUGCUUAUGAAACACUACAAGAUUUAAGAAUAGCAAAACUGUUUGAAAUAAUUGUUGAUUAUCCCGAGAGCUCCCCUGCAAUUGAAGACUUAAAAUUGUGUCUUGAAUACACUGGGCAACAUGCAAAGUUGGUGGAUUCAUUUAUUUCAGCACUACGUUUUCGCUUGCUUACUGCAGGCGCUUCAACCAAUGAUAUUUUGCAUCAAUAUGUUUCGACUAUUAAGGCCCUAAGGAUAAUAGAUCCUGCGGGUGUUUUUCUUGAGGCAGUUGGUGAGCCAAUAAGGGACUAUUUAAGAGGAAGGAAAGAUACCAUAAAAUAUAUAGUGACUAUGCUUACUGAUGGGACUAGUGGAAAUUCAAGUGCAUCUGGAAAUCCGGGAGAUAGUCUUCUUGAAGAGUUGAACAGAGAUGAAGAAAUGCAAGAGAAUGUUGGCACUGAUGAUGACUUCAACACUGAUGACAGGCAAGCUUGGAUCAAUGCCACACGCUGGCAGCCUGACCCUGUGGAAGCAGAUCCAUUAAAGGGUAGCAGGAACCAGAGGAAAGUUGACAUACUUGGGAUGAUUGUAGGCAUAAUUGGUUCUAAAGACCAACUAGUUAAUGAAUAUCGAACUAUGCUUGCAGAAAAGCUUUUAAACAAAUCUGAUUAUGAUAUUGACUCCGAGAUACGUACUCUGGAGCUCCUUAAGAUUCAAUUUGGAGAGAGCAGCCUACAGAAAUGUGAGAUAAUGCUCAAUGAUUUGAUAGACUCAAAGAGAACCAAUACCAACAUCAAAGCUACCAUUAGUCAGCCAUCUCAGACAAUUCUCUCAGGUUCUGAGAUGGGAGACAAUCCAAUACCCAUGGAUGUUGUUUCAGCCACUAUUAUAUCUUCAAACUUCUGGCCUCCAAUACAGGAUGAACCUGUUAACCUGCCCGGACCUGUUGACCUGCUCCUUUCUGACUAUGCAAAUAGAUUUCAUGAAAUCAAAACCCCCCGUAAGCUACAGUGGAAGAAAAGUCUUGGUACUGUCAAGCUGGAAUUGCAGUUCGAAGAUAGGGCAAUGCAAUUCACUGUAGCUCCUGUUCAUGCAUCUAUUGUCAUGAAAUUUCAAGAUCAAACGAGUUGGACGUCCAAGAACCUUUCAUCUGCUAUUGGAGUCCCAGUGGAUGUAUUAAAUCGGAGGAUAAAUUUCUGGAUAAGCAAGGGUGUCAUCACAGAGUCUCCGGGGGCUGACUCCUUGGACCAUGUAUACACCCUUGUGGAAAAAAUGGCUGACACGAGUAAGAAUGGAGGCAGUAGUGGUAGUUCCCAAGAGCUUCUAGGAGUUGAUGAAGAGGAAGGGAGAUCUGUGGCCUCAGUGGAGAAUCAACUUCGUAAGGAAAUGACAGUGUAUGAGAAAUUUAUCAUGGGCAUGCUCACGAACUUUGGUAGCAUGGCAUUAGAUCGAAUUCACAAUACUCUUAAGAUGUUCUGCAUUGCUGAUCCACCUUAUGACAAGUCACUCCAGCAACUACAAAGCUUUUUAUCUGGUCUAGUCUCUGAAGAGAAGUUAGAACUUAGAGAUGGAAUGUAUUUUCUGAAGAAGUAAUGGGCUGAUUGAAUUGCAAUCAACCUUUAUGUCAGAAGCUUUAAAGCAAAUGGUUAGAUUGCAUCGAUUGAAUGACACAUGAAGAAUUGGGGCACGCCAAAAGUUUUACCUCAAAGCUGUGAAAUGAUAGCAAAACAUUGUCAUGAUCUGUGUAAUGUGUCACAGUGCAAGGCACAAAAGGGAACUGGCCGUGAUGCAAGUUCUAGGAAGGGAAUGGAGAAUUGAAAAAUGAAGGAAAAAAAAAAAAAGAAAAGUAAGAGAAUGUAGAUGAAGGGAGAUCAUCUUGCAUGAAGGGAGAUUCGUUCCUCUCUUCCUAGCAUCUUCGUCAGCAUAACGGAGGAGCUAAAAUGCAUCAUUCAAGCCAUGUGCAAUGCUGCAAAGAGAUGCUUUCAAAGCAAAGGACUCUAUGUUCUACCCUGGAGGAAAAAAUGAUACAUGCAGAACAAGUGGUUUGCGCUGUAUCACCAAACCAUAAACCUGAUUCAGGGAAAGCUAGUUCUGGUCGUCGUUCCUGCCAUGACCAGACAAUGGAGGAGACAAGGACGAGAGACGAUGGAGAAACAAAUGAGAUGAGAGAGAUGAGUUAGCUCUCAAUCAGAAGAGAUGAGUGAUAGAACACUAGAAUCGAGGGUAUCAUGGUCAAAUAUAAGCACACAAAAUUAGAUGAUCCACAUUCAUGUUUGACAAGCAACCGGAUGUAGCUUUGGAAAAUUCACAUUCAACCCAUCUCCAAAUGUACUUUCUCAAAGUGCUUUUGUCCGUAAAAAAUUCCUCCAAACACUAUUUCACAUCCCAAAAGAUAAAAAGUUAUUUUGGGAUGUGGAAUGUUGGUUUUCCAAACGAUCCCUCUCAGUUGAUAAUAAGCCCCCCUUCAGUCC